UCAGUUGUGGAAAUGUUGUGUUCAGGGAGGGUCGACUUUGAGCUGACAUUGAGAAUGAGGAUCUGUGCUUCAUCUAACAUCUCCGGACGCUCAUGGUAGACGGAGCUGCUACUCUCUCUGACUCUUAUCCCCUGUCCUUCAGCACCACAGCAUUGGACAGCACCAGGCAACCAGACCCUCAUUCACCUUUCCCCUCAGGAUAGCUGUUUGCUUCACUUGACUUUAUGGAGACAUUUUGCACUGGUUUGGACAAGUGAAAUUACAAGUGUUCGUCUUGGAGAGGAACCAACGGAUACACACCGCCACAACCGUUCUGGCAGGGGUGGGGGGGGAAAACUGUUCUAGUGUCGGUGUCAAGCUUCAUUGACGUUUUUUUGACUCUAGUCUUUGGUUAACCGAACCGCGAAGCUGCUGUCUACGUGGACCGGUGCUGAACUCUCCCGUCCGACCGCCAGGACCAAACCCAGAGACAUGGCCACGAACGGCACGAAAGCCUCCGAUGGACACGUUUUAACAGAGGUGAACGAAGCGUCCACCGCCAAUGACAAACCUAAAACUCUGGUGGUGAAAGUUCAGAAGAAAAAGGAACUUCCUGACAGAGAAACAUGGCAGGGGAAAUUUGACUUUCUUUUGUCAUGUGUUGGCUAUGCGAUUGGACUUGGCAAUGUCUGGAGAUUUCCUUAUCUAUGCGGAAAAAACGGAGGAGGGGCCUUCUUGAUUCCUUACUUUUUGACCCUUAUAUUUGCUGGGGUCCCGUUGUUUCUUCUGGAAACUGCCCUAGGUCAAUAUACAUCCAUUGGUGGUCUUGGAGUGUGGAAACUGGCUCCAAUGUUCAAAGGUGUUGGCCUGGCAGCAGCAGUCCUGUCUUUCUGGCUUAACAUUUACUACAUCGUCAUAAUUGCCUGGGCAAUUUACUAUCUCUAUAAUUCAUUCACCACAGAGCUCCCAUGGAAAUCUUGUGACAACCCUUGGAAUACAGAAAAAUGUUUUUCAAACUACAGCAUGGCAAACACCGCCAACAUGACUAGUGCUGUCGUGGAGUUUUGGGAACGUAACAUGCAUCAACUGACUGAUGGUUUGGAAAAGCCGGGAGAGAUAAGACUGCCACUAGCAAUAACACUGGCCAUUGCCUGGGUUCUGGUAUAUUUUUGUAUCUGGAAGGGUGUAGGCUGGACUGGAAAGGUAGUAUAUUUUUCGGCCACAUACCCCUACUUCAUGCUAUUUAUUCUUUUCAUCCGUGGAGUGACACUGCCUGGAGCGAAAGAUGGCAUUUUGUUCUAUAUCACGCCUGAGUUCAGCAAGCUGAAAGAAUCGGAGGUGUGGCUUGAUGCAGCCACUCAGAUCUUCUUCUCUUAUGGUCUGGGCCUGGGCUCUCUCAUUGCCCUUGGGAGCUACAACACUCACAACAAUAACAUAUACAAAGAUUCUAUCAUCGUCUGCUGCAUCAAUUCCUUCACCAGUAUGUUUGCUGGAUUUGUCAUUUUCUCUAUCGUGGGCUUCAUGGCCCACAUCACACAACGGCCCAUAGCAGACGUGGCUGCAUCAGGGCCAGGGCUGGCAUUCUUGGCCUACCCAGAGGCAGUCACGCAGCUGCCAGUUUCACCACUUUGGGCAAUUCUGUUUUUCUCAAUGUUGCUUAUGCUUGGCAUUGACAGUCAGUUUUGUACGGUGGAGGGCUUCAUCACUGCUCUUGUGGAUGAGUUCCCAUACUUGCUGCGAGGAAGACGAGAGAUCUUCAUUGCUGUUGUCUGCCUUGUGUCUUAUUUGAUCGGCCUGUCAAACAUCACGCAGGGUGGCCUCUACGUGUUCAAACUGUUUGACUACUACUCUGCUAGUGGAAUGUGUCUGCUGUUCUUGGUAUUUUUUGAAUGCAUCUCCAUAUCCUGGUUCUAUGGUGUCAAUAAAUUCUAUGGUAACAUUGAGGAGAUGAUUGGAUAUAAGCCGUGCAUUUGGUGGAAGCUGUGCUGGGUUGCAUUCACCCCUUUGAUUGUGGCGGGUGUGUUCCUCUUCAGUGCAGUUCAGAUGGUGCCGCUAACAAUGAAUAAUUAUGUGUUCCCAAAAUGGGGACAAGGUGUAGGGUGGUGCAUGGCCCUGUCCUCCAUGGUUCUAAUCCCAGGAUACAUGGGCUACAUGUUCCUCACUCUGAAGGGCUCAUACAAAGAGCGCCUUCGGAUAAUGAUUCAGCCCACAACGGUGGUUCGGAGUCAAAAGAACGGGCCCGAACAGCAACCUGAAAACCCCACCCCAGCCAGUGACGAGGCCUAUAUCUGAAGCCCCCUUCAUCCACCACGUAUUAUCAAAAGUCAACUUUCAGAGAGAGAAUUAAAGAGUAAUCAUGGUUGAACACAACCAAUGACUUCCAUGUCUGAAAUAUUAUCACCUACCUCCAAGGGAAAUCCAACCUUAUUACAGUUUAAUUUUUUUUGGAAACAUAUACAUUAUAUGAUCCAGAAAUCUAUAUGAUCAAAUCUAUCCAGCAAUGUUCUAGGCUUAAUCUGUAUUUCAUAUGCAAGAUGUCAGUCUUUCUAAAAAAAAAAAAAAUAAUAAUAAUAAUAAUAAUAAUAAUAAUAAUAAUAAAUAAAUAAAUAAAUAAUGCCACAGAGUAACCACAGGAUUACUUGUCAAUUCAAUGAUAAUUACAAAUUUGGUAUUCAUAUGUAAUUCCAUUAUUACAUUUUACAUGUAAUAAAUAUAUUACAAUAUAAAAAUACAACUGUAGAUAAGAAUCAAAUUGUAUUUGAUUGUAUCUGAAUAUAUAUAGGCAUGAAGUGAGAAUAUUGGAAUGUGGAACAGGGUGAGAUUGGAUCAUGUGAUCAUUAUCAAGUUUACAUAGCCAGACUAUUAAAUUUUAAAAAGACUACUUUUUCAAACACCACUUCUCCCCUUCAGCCCUUGGGGAAACCCUGAAAAGCACAAGACCAGUAUGGAUUUGGGUUUACAGACGCCAUAGGCAAUGAUAAAUUACCAGCCACAGGGGCAAAUUGACGUCACAAAUGACUGUUACAAUUUUUUUUAAAGACAAAAAAUAACUUUGUAUGUGUUUUUUAGGAUCACUUUAGGACAUGUUUUCUAUGUAAGAGUAAGAAGGACCAAAUUCAUGUUUAUGCGCUAUUGACAGACUGAAAAAUUGUUUUACGUUGCAUCACUGCAAAGCACAUGGUAUUAAAAGUCAUUUUUGGGGCACAGGUACCCCGUGAAACCACUGUUAAUCGUUCUCACUACAUUUGAAUGCCACUCCUCAGGAAAAAUGCCGAAAGCGACCAAAAUUUGCUCUCCUGGAUCACAAUAGUUUAUAGCUGUGAACAGUCUUCAGCAAAUAAUCAGUUCUGAGCAGAAGCUAUAGUCUGUUGCCAUGGUUUCUAGGGUCAUUUUGUCAGACGUCAUUGACAAACCAGUACUCUGUGUCAAAAAUUGAUUGAGCUGUUGUUUCGAAUGAAAAUAAGUCAAGGAACUAUUAUUAUUAUUAUUAUUUUAAAGCACACAGACUAGUUGGGCAAUAAAUAAUUUUAAUGAAAUAAUGUAUGACAGAGAGAGGCGACUUUCCACUUUUUGUUAUUUUGAAAUUCCGCUGAUGAAAAGCACAAAGCUUUAACUUCACAAGCCACAAAGGUAUCUGAAAAAGAACACUGUUAGUUUGCUUGUAUGGCAGCUACAUGUGAUAGGGAUCUGAAUGAAUUAGUCAGUUUAUUCCCUGCAAGACGUCUGAUGAAAAUGUGCAAUCAAUAAGCGCUUUCGUGAAAAUGUAUAAAUUUAACACUCAUCAAAUUUCUCUCUGAAACAAUGUUGUAAAACUGUACCGUAUAAAUGUAUCUGUGAAUGUCCGUUUUGAGGUUUUUGUCUUGUUGAAGAACCUUAUAUUAUUUGUUGUUUACUGCAAUAAUACAUUGAUCUGAGCAACUAAAGCACAUAUCUUUCUGAAAUGUAAAAAAAAAAGAGUAGUAAUAUUAACAAAUGAAUAACAAUAAUGGAAGAUUAUAAGAGCAUAGAUAAUAUGUCUAGUCAAACAAAAUAUUGUUUUGUAUAUUUCUAACUAUUUGGGCCUAAUGUAAAAUAUUCUAUGUAAAGAAAAAAAUAUAUAAUAAAUGUCUUUAGAUGGUGUUAUAUAAAAGCAUGAUUGCCAUAUGUUGUCUGAUAAAAGAA
Myxocyprinus asiaticus (Chinese sucker) is the source of this 4140-nucleotide messenger RNA. Its product is annotated as sodium- and chloride-dependent GABA transporter 1-like. The record is from RefSeq and is a predicted model, not a curated record. The transcript is spliced from 15 exons. Gene Ontology annotation, cellular component: plasma membrane; axon; cell surface. The coding region runs from base 472 to 2271 and encodes 599 amino acids. Gene Ontology annotation, biological process: neurotransmitter transport; sodium ion transmembrane transport. Gene Ontology annotation, molecular function: gamma-aminobutyric acid:sodium:chloride symporter activity. NCBI's taxonomy places the organism in Eukaryota, Metazoa, Chordata, Actinopteri, Cypriniformes, Catostomidae.